AUGCUCACACUCAAAUCCGCCACAUUCGGCGCCGUAUGCGCCAGCCUGGGUCUCGCCAAUGCACUGCCGCAGACCAGCAAUCCGAGUCCCCUCGAUCCUAUUGGCAAUAUCAUCUCGAACCUGACGGCUCCGAUCGAUGACGAUGUCUUGCCUGGAAUCACCUUCCUGCUGUCCAACUUCACCGCAAUUACCUACUCUAGCAGUGCGAAGAGCUGUAACAUGCCGGCUCCAGAUGGAUAUCAUACCACCGGGCCAGAGGCUGUUGGCAUGGACAGCGGGAAAUUGAAAGCCGCGCUGAGUUAUGCUGCCGUUGAUGGCUUGUUCUCUGUCAAAGUCUUUCGUCAUGGCGGCGAGGUUGGAGAGGGCUUCAGAGAUCCCUUAAUGGACCGUGGCCCGUCUCUGAACGCGGGACAGACGAAGGCAGUCGUCACGAUGAUUGUUGGAAUUGCAGUUGACCUUGGAGGGAUUGAUCUUGACGCUCCUAUUGAUCAAUACGUCGAGCCUAGAUUAGGCGAUGCUGCGCAUAGUAGUAGGACUCUUCGACAACUCAUGCAACUUACAUCUGGCGUGCAAGUCAAUCACGUCGAAGGACUCAACUUCUUUACUGACAUCUCGCGCACAAGAGAGUACUUCUCAGACACGAUUCAGCAUCCUGCCGGUGCCUACUUUCGAUUCAACGAGAUCACACCAUCCGUUGUCGUGUACUGUGUGGAGCGCGCCAUCCAAAAGGCGCCAGGAACGAAAAUCGAUUUCCAGACCUUCGCGCAGCUCGCUCUGUUUGAUCCAUUGGGCAUCCCCACCAGCUCUUACUUCUGGCAAAAAGAUCGCUCAGGCACCACCACCGGCUACUCUGGGCUCUAG
This is a messenger RNA of Recurvomyces mirabilis, 861 nucleotides long. RefSeq lists its product as uncharacterized. The record is from RefSeq and is a predicted model, not a curated record. The coding region runs from base 1 to 861 and encodes 286 amino acids. NCBI's taxonomy places the organism in Eukaryota, Fungi, Ascomycota, Dothideomycetes, Mycosphaerellales, Teratosphaeriaceae. The transcript has 2 exons.